Andrographis paniculata is the source of this 5068-nucleotide messenger RNA. RefSeq names its product dicer-like protein 4. The coding region runs from base 178 to 4884 and encodes 1568 amino acids. Gene Ontology annotation, biological process: siRNA processing. The record is from RefSeq and is a predicted model, not a curated record. The transcript is spliced from 25 exons. Gene Ontology annotation, cellular component: cytoplasm; nucleus. Gene Ontology annotation, molecular function: ribonuclease III activity; protein binding; ATP binding. NCBI's taxonomy places the organism in Eukaryota, Viridiplantae, Streptophyta, Magnoliopsida, Lamiales, Acanthaceae.
CAUCACGGCGCUGGAGGGAGAACAGACUGCCGAUGUCAAUUUCAGACCAAAACAGAGUCUUCUCUCUCACUUCACUUGCUCCCCAAGUCUCAUUUAUCUAUAUCCCUCCAUUCUUUUCUUCUGCAUUGGGUCACUGCACAAGGUUCACUCAGUCAACCACAAGUCUGCGCUACCGUUAUGGACUGCACACGAGAAAUCGAGAAAGAUCCGAGGAGACUUGCCAGAAAGUACCAGCUGGACCUUUGUAAGAAAGCUUUGGAAGAGAAUGUCAUCGUUUAUUUGGGAACUGGCUGUGGUAAAACCCACAUUGCAGUUUUACUUAUGUAUGAGAUGGGGGCCUUGUUUAGGAAACCUCAAAAAGACAAAUGCAUUUUCCUUGCUCAUACCAUUGCCUUAGUCCAGCAGCAAGCGAAGGUGAUAGAAGAAUCUGUUGAUUUCACUGUUGGAGUCUAUUCUGGUGGGGCCAGACGUAUACGCAACCACCAUGACUGGAAUAAAGAAAUUGAAGAAUACGAGGUCCUUGUUAUGACACCUCAAAUCCUGUUAUAUUGUCUCUCCCACUGCUUCAUUAACAUUGAGCAGAUUGCCCUUCUGAUAUUUGAUGAAUGUCAUUAUGCUCAACCAGAAACCAACCAUCCGUACGCUGAAAUUAUGAAGAUAUUCUACAAGACAGAUCUUGUGAAGCUUCCUCGUAUUUUUGGUAUGACAGCAUCUCCCAUAUUAACAAAAGGUGGUUCAGUUGAUGGUCUGGAGGCAUUGUUGCAUGCCAAGGUGUAUUCUGUUGAGGAUGAUGGCGACCUUGAACAGUAUGUAACAUCACCUAAAGUAAAGGUCUAUUGCUAUGAUUCUAUCAAAGAUGGUGACUCUUGCCCGCUGAUGAUUUUGGCUACAAAACUUGAAGACAUAAAAAUCCAGUGUAUAUCAACUCUUCAAGUUAACCAGGAUGAUCAGAGUAUUCUUGGGAUAAGAUUGCUUCAAAAACUCCAUUCUCAUAUUAUAUUGUGCCUGGAGAAUCUUGGACUUUGGGGAGCAUUGCAGGCGAGCAACAUGUGCCUAAGAGGUGAAGGUGACAAGAUCACUGAACUAGGAGGAGAAGAGAGCUGCAGGGAUGACUUAUGCAAAAAAUAUUUGCAAGAGGUUUCCUUAGUUCUUGAUUCUGAAUGCACUAGAGAAGGUGCACAGGGAGAUAUAUCUUGUGUUACUGUAGAGGUUUUGAAGGAGCCUUUUUUCCCAAGAAAGAUAUUAAAGCUUCUAGAUAUCCUCUCCAACAUCAGGGUAAAAAGAGAUAUGAAAUGCAUAAUAUUUGUGAAUAAAAUUUUCACAGCAAGAUUGCUGUCUAAUCUAAUUCAGAACACAACAUUUCUAUCAUCUUGGAAGUGUGAUUUUCUUGUGGGAGUUCAUUCUGGGCACAUGUCACGAAAAAAUACAAAUAUUGUUCUCGAAAAAUUUCGUUCUGAUGAGCUGAAUAUUAUAGUUGCCACUAAAGUUGGAGAAGAAGGGCUUGAUAUUCAGACCUGUUGCCUUGUGAUACGGUUUGAUCUUCCAGAAACAGUUUCAAGUUUUAUACAAUCUAGAGGCCGGGCUCGCAUGCCUCAAUCAGAAUAUAUUUUCUUGGUGGACAGUGGCAACCAAACACAACUCAAUUUGAUUGAAGAUUUUAAAAAUACUGAAGCUCUUAUGAAUAAAGAAAUUUCCACCAGAAAAUCUUGUGUGCCAACAAGGGAGUUCAUGGAGAAUACCUACAAAGUGGAAAGCACUGGGGCAACCAUUAGUUCUUCUUUGAGUGUUUCAUUACUUCACCAAUAUUGUUCAACACUUCCUCAUGAUGAGUACUUCAAUCCAGUGCCAGAAUUUUUCUACUGUGAUGAUGUUAAUGGAAUAGUUUGCAACAUACUUCUUCCCGCCAAUGCUCCGGUUCAUCAGAUUUCUAGCACACCACAGCCUUCAAAAGAGGCAGCUCGGCGAGAUGGUUGCUUAAAAGCAUGCCAGAUAUUGCAUGAAAUUGGAGCACUCACAGAUUAUCUGUUGCCAGAGCAAGAAGAGAACCAUGAGGAAUUGACUUCUGAAUUAUCUGAAUGCGGGAUUGACGUGGAUUCUCUAGAACUCCAUGAGAUGCUUGUCCCAGCUGCCCUUAAAAAACCAUGGACAGAAGCUGGGGAUCACAUUUGUUUCAGUUCUUACUACAUCAAGCUUCGUCCUGAUCCCGCAGAUAGGGUUUACAGAAAAUUUGGUCUUUUUGUGAAGGAACCACUCCCAGAAGAGGCUGGUAGAAUGGAACUUGAUCUUUGUUUGGAUAAUGGUAGAAUGGUGAUGACACAGCUUAUACCAGCCGGAAUCUAUAAAUUUGAUAAAGAAGAGAUUGCAUCAGCUGAGAAGUUCCAGCGGAUGUUCCUCAAAAUAAUUCUUGAUCGGCAUGAAUUCAUACCACAACAUGUCUCAUUAGAAGAAGAUGAUAUCAUCGAGUCUGGCUCAUUGACACGUUACCUGCUGCUUCCUGUUUUUGAGCAUGAGAACCAAUUCUCUGUGGACUGGGCACUUGUACAGAAAUUGUUAUCAUCGCCGAUAUUCAAAUGCCCAAAGACUGAUAUUGGCAAUGAAGCAUCUCAUUUGAACAAUCCUCUACAUCUUGCUGAUGGCUCCUGGAGUUUUGACAAUAUUUUGAACAGUUUGGUUUAUGUCCCUGGAAAAGAUACAUUCUUCUUUAUUUCUGAUAUUUUGCCAGAUAAAAAUGGGCAUAGUUUAUACGAUGGUUCAAAAACUCACAUUGAGCACUAUGCAGAACGGUAUGGUUUUCAUCUUGCGCACCCAGCCCAACCCCUUCUGAAAGCAAAGCAACUAUUUGUUUUGGCUAACCUACUGAGGAAGAAAAAGGCAUCAGGAGAAUGGCGAGAAAAACAAGAACAUUUUGUUGAACUUCCCCCUGAAAUUUGUCAGCUGAAAAUUGUUGGUUUUUCUAAAGAUAUUGGAAGUUCAAUAUCUCUGUUACCGUCAAUCAUGCAUCGACUUGAAGGCUUUCUUGUGGCCGCUGAGCUGAAGGCAAAAUUGAUUCCUUCAUUGCCUGAGGGAGCUGAAGUUACUACAAACCGGAUUCUUGAAGCACUCACCACAGAAAGAUGUUCAGAGAGCUUUUCUCUUGAAAGGCUUGAAAUGCUUGGUGAUGCAUUUCUCAAAUUUGCAGUUGGUAGACAUCUUUUUCUUAAACAUGAGCUUUUAGAUGAAGGACAGCUCAGCAACAAGCGUUCCAACAUUACAAGCAAUACUAAUUUACACAAGUUGUCAAAAAAGAGGAAUUUACAGGUAUACAUACGUGAUCAACCACUCGAACCUAGUCAAUUCUUUACAUUUGCCCGUCCAUGUCCUGUAAACUGCAAUAAAGAGACCGAGCACUCUCCGUCUAACAAGAAAAGGGCCGCAAAGACUGAAGUUAGAUGCAGCAAGAAUCAUCACUGGUUAAAUAAGAAGACCAUUGCAGAUGCUAUCGAGGCACUUAUUGGGGCUUUGAUAGUUGAUAGUGGCUUCAAAGCAGCAAUUGCAUUCCUCAAUUGGCUUGGCGUAGAAAUAGACUUUUUACCUUCACAAGUGGAUCGUAUCUGCUUUGCAAGCAAUGCCUUUCUGUCUCUUCCUCAUCAAUUGGAUGUUAAUGCACUUGAAAAGAACUUAGGAUACACGUUCACCCAUAGAGGCUUGCUUGUCCAGGCUUUUGUCCAUCCGUCUUUCCGCAAUCAGUUGGGAUGUUGCUACCAGAGACUUGAAUUUCUUGGAGAUGCUGUCUUGGAUUACUUGAUUACCUCGUAUCUCUAUUCAGUGUAUCCAAACAUGAGACCUGGUCAACUUACAGAUUUGAGAUCAUUAUCAGUGAACAAUGUGUCAUUAGCUGAUGUAGCAGAGAGACAAUCCUUUCACAAAUUUCUUAUGUGUGAUUCUGAAGGUCUCCGUAAAGCUAUUUCAACAUAUGUUAACAUCAGACGUGCAACGUCAGCAAAUGCCCUUGUCAAGGAGAAAUCUUGUCCUAAGGUCCUUGGUGACUUAGUUGAGUCGUGUGUAGGCGCUGUAUUUCUUGACACAGGGUUGGACCUGAGCUGCCUAUGGAAGAUAACGCUGCGUCUGCUGGAUCCAAUUGUUGAUGUUUCGAAGCUGCAGCUUAAUCCUCUUAGAGAUCUUACAGAACUUUGUCAAUUCUAUAACUGGACACUUCAAUUUUCUUCAUCGAAGAAGGAUGGCAAAAUCUUAGUUGCAGCUACAGUGAAUGGGAAAACUGCUUCUGCCUGCGACAUAAGUGGAAGAGUGGCAAAAAGAACAGUUGCAAGAGAACUACUAGAUCGUUUCACGGCUGAGGGGUACAGAUGCAAGUCAAAAUCACUGAAGGAAGUGCUCGAAGAAAGCGAGGAAAUGGAAGCCAAAUUAAUUGGAUACGACGAGCCUAUCCAUUUCUUUAAUUCCGAUGCGCAAGGGGUAGGGGAAACAACAUUGUGCAAUAACAUUGCAAAAGUAUAUCACCUUGGCGAGUCAUUGUCCGGUGCCCCAGUCGCCCAUCCUCUGAGCAGGGUACUGAAACGCCAUCUUGUUCGAGCUGCUCAACGACAUGCAGGCGAUAGCAAUGCUAUUAGUCAGGGAACAGGUACGCCCUUUGCAGUAUCUGCAAAAGCAAAGCUGUACGAAGUCUGCGCCGCUAACACCUGGAAGCCGCCUGUCUUCGAGUGCUACAAAGAGAUUGGUGAAGGCCACCUAAGAGAGUAUGCAUUCAAGGUGGAGAUGGAGAUUACGGAAAGGCCAAAGGUGGGAUUUGAAUUCUAUGGAGAAUCUCGAAGGAAGAAGAAAGAAGCAGCCCACCAUGCUGCAGAAGCAGCACUGUGGUACUUGAGAAAUGAAGGAUACAAUUGCUGAUGCUGAUGCUGAUGUUGAUACCAACCAAGCAUGUAAGUAAUCUGUCAUUUGUAGAUAGUUAGGGUUGAGUUAGUUGAGGAUAUAAUUCGAUUUUAGGUGAAAAGAUGAAAUUUGUUAUAUUACAUAACAAAAAUAUAUUAUGAAGUGAGAAAAUUUUAAACAUAUAAUUAUGAUAUUUUUAUUA